GGUCUGUGUGCGGGUAAUUGUCAACUCUAAAGGCACUGGUUUUAGAGAGAGAAAAAGAGGAGAGAGAGAGAGAGAGAAUGGAAGGAGAGAGAAGAAUUGGGGUGGCGGUGGAUUUCUCGGCGUGCAGCAGAAAAGCGCUGAAAUGGACGGUGGAUAACGUUGUCCGGGAUGGGGAUCACCUUAUCCUGAUUAACGUACAACCCGAAGGAUACUAUGAGGGAGAGAUGCAGCUCUGGGAGGCCACUGGUUCUCCUUUAAUCCCUCUAAGUGAAUUGUGUGAUCCCCACACUCAGAAGAAGUAUGGGGUGAACCCCGACCCUGAGACUCUUGACAUUGCCAGUACCAUAGCAAGGCAGAAAGAGGUUGUGGUGUUGAUGAAGAUCUAUUGGGGUGAUCCCCGUGAGAAGAUAUGUGAAGCAAUUGAUAAGAUCCCUCUUAGCAGCCUUGUUAUUGGUAACAGAGGCCUUGGCAAAAUUAAGAGGGUGAUCUUGGGAAGUGUUAGUAACCACGUGGUAAACAAUGGCCUCUGCCCUGUAACUGUGGUCAAGCAUGUGCCUGCAGAUCACCAUGAAAGCUAAAUCCUUAAUUUGUUCAUAAUAUUUAGUGAACAAUGCUUUGUGAAUAAGUGCAAAGUUCAUCCCUUUAAUGGGUUUCUUUUGCCCGUCGGACUUCUAUUAUCUUUAUGUAAUUUAGUGUGGAGUUUUAAGAUAUCAACACUUGUAAGUGUGUCGAGAAAUUUAUCUAAUUCCAAACUAUAUUGGACUA
This is a messenger RNA of Morus notabilis, 765 nucleotides long. Its product is annotated as universal stress protein PHOS32. Bases 78 to 578 code for a protein of 166 amino acids. The record is from RefSeq and is a predicted model, not a curated record. NCBI's taxonomy places the organism in Eukaryota, Viridiplantae, Streptophyta, Magnoliopsida, Rosales, Moraceae. The transcript has 4 exons.